Ctenocephalides felis (cat flea) is the source of this 1634-nucleotide messenger RNA. RefSeq lists its product as uncharacterized. The transcript is spliced from 5 exons. Gene Ontology annotation, cellular component: extracellular matrix. The record is from RefSeq and is a predicted model, not a curated record. NCBI's taxonomy places the organism in Eukaryota, Metazoa, Arthropoda, Insecta, Siphonaptera, Pulicidae. Bases 1 to 1617 code for a protein of 538 amino acids.
AUGGCAUUCCAAUUAUUUGUAUUUGCUGCCGUAGCAGCUGUAGCCAGCGCCGGAGUUCUCCCUGCACCAGUUUCUCAUGGAUACUCUGCAGGAUACGCCGCACCAGUGGCUUACGCCGCCCCAGCGCAUUACGCAGCCCCUGCUCCAGUCGCCUACGCCGCACCCGCCCACUACGCCAAAGCCGUAGCAUACGCCGCCCCCGUUGUAGCAAAGACCUUAGUGAAAACCGUAGAAUACGAAGCACCAGCCCAAUACAGCUACGGAUACUCCGUGCAGGAUCCUUUGACCGGAGACUCCAAGAGCCAGCACGAGACCCGCAACGGUGAUGCCGUACAAGGAUCAUACUCCUUGGUCGAUGCCGAUGGCCACCAACGUACCGUCGACUACACCGCUGAUGACGUGCACGGUUUCCAAGCCGUUGUCCGCCGUGAACCUCUGCACGUGAAGGUCGCUGCUCCAGUCGUAGCCAAAGUAGCUGCUCCAGUUGCCUACGCUGCACCAGCCCACUACGCUGCACCAGCACACUACGUCGCACCAGCCGUUGCCAAAACCGUAGCUUACGCUGCUCCAGCUCACUACGCCGCUCCAGCUCAUUACGCCGCUGCACCAGUGCAUUACGACUCCGGCGUAGUGAGCUGGUGCGGCGUAAGCUACGGUUUUGGCAACGACUGGUGCGGCGUAGUGUGCUGGUGCAGCGUAGUGGGCUGGUGCAGCGUAGGCAACUGGAGCAGCUACUUUGGCUACGACUGGAGCAGCGACCUUCACGUGCAGAGGUUCACGGCGGACAACAGCUUGGAAACCGUGCACAUCAUCGGCGGUGUAGUCGACGUUAGAAAACACGAUUUGCUAGAUAUACUUUUGCUUGGCAACAAGAUCAAUUAUCAUUCCAAACGACUAUAUCAAUUUGAAAACAUGGCAUUCAAGCUCUUUGUAUGCGCCGCUGUAUUUGCUGUCGCUCAAGCGGGAGUUUUGCCUGAAGUACAGAGUUACACACCCCCUGCGGGCUAUGGAGCUGCGCCAGCAAUUGCUAAAGCCGCCCCUGCUUCAGCAGCCUACGCCGCACCUGCUCCAGUUGCCUACACCGUACCUGCUCAUUAUGCUGCUCCCGUCGAUGUAAAAGCCGUGGCUCCUGUUGCAUCUACCGCAACCGUCGUUGCAAAACCUGCUGUACCCGUUUCAUACUCCGUCCCCGUCAAGACCGUAGUUGAAGCCCCAUCUGGGUACGGAUACUCUGUACAAGAUCCUUUGACAGGAGAAUUUAUGAGCCAACACGCUACCCGCAGCGGAGACACCAUGCAAGGCUCCUACCCUGUUGUCGAUGCCGAUGGGCGCAAACGCACUGUGGAUUACACUGCCGAUGCAAUUAACGCCGGAUUACAUCGUGAACCCCUCGAACCCAAAGACCCUACACCAGUUGAAUCUAAAAUGGUUGAUCAAAUUCAAACCAAUGUCGCUGUAGCCAAAAUUGCAGUUCCAGUUGUUCCUCCCGUUUCGACAGAGGCCGCAGCUCCUGUCAACUAUGCUGCUCCAGCCGUACCUAAAGCUGUAACCCCAGUCGCUAACGCCGCCGCGUCUGUUCAAAACGGUGCUGCUCCAUCACACAUCUACCACCUAUAAUAUACUUCUCAGCCAAU